Messenger RNA from Uranotaenia lowii, 5720 nucleotides. RefSeq names its product myogenesis-regulating glycosidase (gene tobi). Gene Ontology annotation, biological process: carbohydrate metabolic process. The transcript is spliced from 2 exons. NCBI's taxonomy places the organism in Eukaryota, Metazoa, Arthropoda, Insecta, Diptera, Culicidae. Bases 3630 to 5558 code for a protein of 642 amino acids. Gene Ontology annotation, molecular function: hydrolase activity, hydrolyzing O-glycosyl compounds. The record is from RefSeq and is a predicted model, not a curated record.
AAACAAAUCAGAUGGAAAUAAAUAUUGAAUAAGGUCGGUUACAGCGAUAGGUAAGCUUCGAGUGUAUUAAGGUAAGAUUGGUAAAGCGGGUGGAGCCUGGUUCGACAAUAUGAGUGUUUGAAGUUCUGUGAUGGAUUGGGAUAUCUCCCAGUCUCUACUUUUGUUUUACGAAGUUCCAGGUUGUACCAAGCUACAGAACUCAAAAGGCUGCAUUGCAGGUUACAAAGCCAAUGGAAUUGCAUAAUAAAUUGCUUUGUGUUUCAACCGUUUACUAAAAAAUUUCUUAUCAUUAGCUCCUCAUACUUUCCACAGAGUAGGCGGAAAGAUACGAGGGCGAGAAUGGGUGAUCUACAGCAACCUAAUUGUAAUUUUCUAUAUAUUAUAUUUAUUAUUGCUGUAAAUUUGCUUCAGUUAUGCUCAACGGACACCCAGUGUCACUCCAGAUUGAUGCUGCCAGUGAUAUUUCCAUCAUUUCCUCAAAAAUGUGGGAACGAAUCGGCAAGCCUACCAUGAAGCCUUCUUCGAGUCAAGCCACAAAUGCAUCUGGUCAACCGCUAACCCUUCUUGGCGAAUUCAACUGCGAUGUAACAAUCAACGGCCAAACCCAGCUAGCAAGGUGUUUCGUGAUAUCGGUUUCCGGUUUGAACCUGAUCGGCAUUGAAUGACUAGACCUUUUUGAUCUAUGGUCUAUUCCGUUUGAAUCGAUCUGCAAUCAAAUCGCAACAUUUUCACCGGAAAGAAUCGACAAGGAAAUAAAGCAGAUGAUGGUCCAGCACAAGCAACUGUUCAGCGGCAGCCUUGGUCAUUUCAAUGGCUCUAAAGUUCAUCUUUACCUGAAACCAAACCCCAAACCGGUAUUCUGUCCUCGACGUCCAGUUCCAUUCAAUUCAAUUCCGCUAGUCGACACCGAACUAACCCGUCUCCAGAAUCUGGGAAUCAUCUCACCCAUAGAAUUCUCGGAGUGGGCAGCGCCGAUUGUAGUAGUGAAGAAACCGGACGGCAGAGUACGAAUCUGUGCUGACUUUUCGACGGGACUCAAUGACGCACUAGGAGCCAACCAUUAUCCACUGCCAGUUCCAGAAGAAAUUUUUGCGCAGCUGGCCGGCAGUCAAGUCUUUAGUGUCAUUUGCAGCUGGAUGUCACCGACGAGUCGAAAAACCUCCUCACCAUCAACACUCACCGAGGACUUUUCCGAUUCAACAGUCUUGCUGCGGGAGUCAAAUCCGCAGCAAGGGCUUUUCAAUCAAUUAAUUAAACUAGUUUACAAAAUUUUAAAAAAAUCGUGAACUUGAUUAACUGACCAACAUUUUUAAUGUAAAAUCGGGCGCUGAAUCCGAAAAUGAAAUUCAUGAAAAUCUCAGUAGAACCGUUUUUGAGUUAUGCUACAAAUGUGAAAUUUCGAAAAAAUUAAAAAAGUUCUUGUACUUAGAUUAAAAUAUCUUGGACAGCAUAACAGUAAUUAUAAAUCUCUCUUUUGCAUAUUGAAGGUGAAUAAGUUUUCUAUUGAUCAUCUGAACACUGUUUUUGCAUUUGACCAACAGUAUUGCUGAUAUUAGUGACUUCAUGAGAAAAAAAUUAUAAAAAACGCAUUUUUUUUAGAGAAAAAUUUGUUUCAACGAAAGACUCGAUGGUAGCAUUUAAAAAAUGUUAUUUUCUUUUGCGCUUGAAUGUCAAUUUAAAACAAAGAUUUCAAGUGGUUAUUUAUCAAAAUCGGUUGAAAAUUGAAGAAGUUAUGGCUACUUUACCAUAACUGUAAUUUUUGCAGUUUUUAAUAAUUUAACGGACCGCAGUACACUUAUCAUAGUAUAGGAAGAAUGAAACAUGAUAAAUCUCACUCGCUCCAAGUCAAAAUUAUUUAUUAGCUUACCAGAAGGUCACAUGCCAAGUUUCAGGAAGAUCUGACCAUAGGGAGGGGUUGCUUGAGUCUCAAACGUGAAUAAAAUUUUGAGGUAUUUUGCCCGGAAGGAACGAAAAAUACUGGUUUUUCAUCAAUAACUUUUUUCAUCACUAGCUGAUUGUUUUUUAUGGUUGAUUUUCUUAAAGCCCAAGUUGAGACAAAUAUUUCACCCGAAGACUGUAACUCGAUUGGAUUUGAAACAGAAAAGUUAUUGCGGUUCAAAUAUUGUAUUUUGGUCGAAAAUUACAACUUACAACAACUUACAACUCUUACUUCGCAAAUUCGAGGUUUAUUCAUCCCCAAUCAAGCAGAUGAUGGUCCAGCACAAGCAACUGCUCAGCGGCAGCCUUGGUCAUUUCAAUCGCUCUGAAGUUCAUCUUUACCUGAAAUCAAACCCCAAACCGGUAUUCUGUCCUCGACGUCCAGUUCCAUUCAACUCAAUUCCGCUAGUCGACACCGAACUAACCCGUCUCCAGAUCACGAUGUUAUCAUCCACGGCAAGAGUUGGGAAGAGCAUUCGAAAUCCUUACAACUCUUACUUCGCAAAUUCGAGAUCUGCAGUUUCCGACUCAAAAUUGAAAAAUGCAAGUUUUUCCAAACCGAAAUCCGUUACCUAGGCCACAUCGUUGAUUCAAAGGGUAUCCGUCCCGAUCCGGUGAAGAUCAAGUCCAUCGCCAACAUUCCUGCGCCAAAGAACGUUUCCGAGCUCCGUUCGUUUCUUGCUGCAGUUAAUAUUAUUACGGCAAAUUUGUUAAACAAAUUCACGACUUACGGCAUCCCAUGGACCAGCUGUUGCGCAAAAACGUGAAGUGGGAAUGCUUCAGACUUCAGACAUGCUAACUUCAUGUUUCGACAAUCAUUCUGCAAAAUUUCAAUAAAAAGCGAAGCGUAGUUUUUGAGAUAUUGCAGUUUGAAUGGUAAAAGUCCAAAAAGUCCGAUUUUCGUAGAAUUACUGUAUCUCAGGCCACACAAAUUUAAGAAAGCUCAAAUUUUGUGAUUUGUAGUGUGAUAGUUGAGCUAUCUUACGCAGGAAAUUUGUUCCAAAAAUAUCAUCAGAGGAAAAAUUUAUGGAAGUUCAAAGUCGAAGUGGCAGUGCGCGUGCUUCCAAUUUCUAUACAAUUCUGAACGGUACUGUAUCAUCAUCCUUGAUCGGAUGCUCUUCUUCCUCAAAUGAUCUAAGCCUGUAAGUAAAUUUCAAAAAUAAAAAAGAAGUUCUUCCGGUCAAUACUAAAAAUUUUAAAACCUCCUCAAUAGGAACAAGUUUUGAGACUGCGAUCCGAGUUAUUCGGAUCACAAACCGCCGUGAGCAUAUGAUUGUUUGUGUGCGAUUACAAAUUGCAUCACCGAGGGGGGAAAAGUGUCACGUUUUUCCCGAUAACGGCACUAACGACCAAAACAAGGAAAAACACCUAUCAAUAAGCAAACGCACAAACCAGCGAAUGUUUGCUCUUGAAAGAAAACGAACUUAAAAACAAACACUUCACAAAACCGUUCGUGAACACAAUGAUAGGAAGUGUCCAAUCAAUCGCAAAUCUUCCGGCCUUCCAGGUUUCGAAAGUGUCUGACUGAUUGACCAUCGGUCAUCAAACGAAUGUAUAAAAACGUCCCACCCAACUGCAUCUUGAUGAUUCCAGUUCUAGCGCUCUUCCAGGUGAAAUUUUCUGUCUCAGUGGUGCAGUAAUAGGGAAAUGAUUUUUAAUUCUUUGAAUUGGUGAGAGUAUAAAUUUUAAAAAUGUCCCGGACACGGACAUUGAUUUUCGGUGUUUUGUUACUGGCCCUGGGGAUCAGUGUUCAAGGCCAGGAUUAUCAGUUAACAUUCUACCAAUCAACGGUGGUCGCGACCAUUAAUCCGAGCACAAGAUCGCUAAAGGUUACUCGGGAUGGAGUUCAGGUUCAGCAGCUUCUGUUGAAUACCGAUGUUGUUGGAUCGACAAUGACCGAAAUUGCUGAUGGAUUAAAGCUGACCAAUUCGGCUGGUGAAACGAUCGAGGUGACGAAGACCGUGGAUACUGCUGAACUGUCGUUGUUCAACGUGGCACGCAACUCGAGGGCUAAAUCGAGGGUGACAGUGGACUGUAUCAAUCUCAUGGGAGUGAAUUGGUUCGGAGGACCGCAGCAAAAGUAUCAGUACUGGCCGAUUCAGAAGCUCCAUUACGAGAAAUACUCGUUUCUGACUAAGGAAGCUGACAACUGUGCCGUGGCUGAUCGUUACUGGCUUAACGCGUUGGGAUCGUUUGUGUUCGUGGAGCAGGAGACUCCACUGUUUGUGGAUCAGAACUACGGGACGCCUGGCCAUUUGUGUUUGGUGGCGGAGAAAAUAUUGCCUUAUGAUAUCUACGAUUCGACGUAUUCGAUGGUGUACCGGAUUGGAGUAGCUACGGAUGCGAAACAGGCUCAUAUUGGUGCCGUUAAGAACAUCUUGCUGAAGCCUACGGGACAUCCGAACGAGGCUAUGGUCAAGUAUCCCAUCUGGUCAACGUGGGCUCGGUACAAGCGAGAUAUCGGAGAAAAAGUUGUCCUGGAGUUUGCCGAUGAAAUUGUGAAGAACGGAUGGCCUAACGGCCAGUUUGAGCUAGACGAUGAUUGGGAGAUGUGCUACGGAGCGUUGAACUUUAAUACAACUGCUAGUAAAUUUCCAAAAAUUAGGGAAACCAUCACCGCCAUCAGAGCCAAAGGUUUUCCCCGAGUAACGAUCUGGAUCCAUCCGUUUAUCAACAAAGGCUGCGAGCCCUGGUACUCGGAAGCCAAACGUAACGGAUACUUCGUUGCGGAUCACACCGGAAACGUCGAUACCCAAUGGUGGAACAGCAACACCGGCCAGGCGGCUUACAUCGACUUCACCAAGCCUGAAGUGGCCGAAUGGUUUUCAAAAAGGUUGAAAAAUGUCCUCGAAGUCAGCGGAAUCGAUAGCUUCAAGUUCGACGCUGGCGAAUCUUCUUGGUCCCCUCCAGAUCCCUUACUGAACGGCCCUCGAUCUCAACAACCAAACACGAUCGUCAGCGAGUAUAUUCGAACGGUGGCCAAGUUUGGCGACCUCGUAGAAGUCCGCUCUGCCCAUCUCUCCCAAGAUCUGCCCAUUUUCGUUCGAAUGAUUGACAAAGAUUCCCUGUGGACCUGGAACAACGGAAUUCCGACCCUCAUCACCACCCUGCUCCAGAUGAAUAUGGUCGGCUACCCUCUGGUCCUUCCGGAUAUGGUCGGCGGAAAUGGCUACGGCGGAGCUCCCGAUAAGGAGAUGUUUAUCCGAUGGCUCCAGGCCAACGUGUUCAUGCCUAGCAUUCAGUUUUCGUACGUGCCCUGGGACUACGACGCGGAAACCGUUACCAUCUCCAAGGCAAUGACCGAUCUGCACGAACGCUACACGCCGCAAAUAAUGGAACGCUUUGCCCUGGCGGUUUCCGAUGGGCUUCCGGUGAAUCCUCCGAUCUGGUGGGUCGACCCGGACAACGUCGAAGCGCAGAAGAUCUACGACGAAUUCCUUCUUGGGGACAAUAUCCUGGCAGCGCCGGUGGUGCGCCAGAACUCCCGGGCCCGGGACAUCUACCUACCGAGCGGCAAGUGGACCGACGGCAACAAUCAAACCGUUUACACCGGCCCGACCUGGCUGCGGAACUAUCCAGUGCCACUGAAUGUGCUGCCAUAUUUUAUCCGGAGCACGUGAUCUCGGUGCUUCUGAUUCUAGGACUUCUUAUCAAUCCAAUCGAUGGGGGAUCAACGUUGAGUAGGAAGGAGUAGGAGAAAUUGUUUGUUUAUUUUUCUAGUAAUAGUGAUAAGAUACGACAAAAUGUCAAGUGAAUGUUCAAAUAAUGAUUGAAUCUACCAA